Melanaphis sacchari is the source of this 2431-nucleotide messenger RNA. RefSeq names its product aromatic-L-amino-acid decarboxylase-like. The record is from RefSeq and is a predicted model, not a curated record. Lineage: Eukaryota; Metazoa; Arthropoda; Insecta; Hemiptera; Aphididae. The transcript is spliced from 9 exons. Bases 360 to 1907 code for a protein of 515 amino acids. Gene Ontology annotation, biological process: amino acid metabolic process; catecholamine metabolic process. Gene Ontology annotation, molecular function: aromatic-L-amino-acid decarboxylase activity; pyridoxal phosphate binding.
AGCUACCUAUAUAAAGACGUACUCGUUAUCGAACGGUCGGCGUACGUUGUUUAUCGAACUCGCGUGUUCGCCGAGAAAAUAUAAUAUUCACUGUUGGUGUCGAAUUAUUUUUACUGUUCUACUAUUAAGUCACAAUAUCAACUCCCAUUGGUAUCUAAUAUCUAUGCGUAGAUUUCGAACAAACGAGAAAACAAGUUCAAUCUCUUAGUAAAAAAAUAUCUACAUAUACGUAAAUCCACCUACACUACACAUAGACACUACACCGUAUCGGUUAAUCCAAGCGUACUUCACAUUUUCGCCCAAGUAAUACGAUUAUUUUUUUCGUCGUCGAUGGUGAUAAACUAAGAAAUAAACUAGAAAUGGAUUCUGAGUCAUUUAGAAUAUGCGCAAAGGCUGUUAUUGACUUAAUCGCCGAUUACAAUGACAACAUCCGAGAAAGGCCCGUUAUCUCCACCAUGAAACCAGGAUAUCUGUACAAAAUGGUACCAUCUGAGGCUCCGAUCAAAGGUGAACAUUGGAAGACAGUGUUGGAUGAUGUGGAGAGAAUAAUCAUGCCUGGCAUUACACACUGGAACUCACCACAGUUCCACGCGUAUUUUCCAACUGGAAACUCUUAUCCGGCCAUUAUCGGAGACAUGUUGUGUAACGCGAUUGGAUCUAUAGGAUUUUCUUGGAUAACGAGUCCAGCAUGUACCGAACUCGAAGUGCAAGUUAUGAAUUGGUUUGGAAAACUCUUGGACUUGCCAAAAGAGUUUUUAAACGAAUCAGAAGGACCCGGUGGGGGUAUUAUUCAGGGCAGUGCCAGUGAAGCCACGUUUGUUUGCCUUUUGGCAGCUAAAGACCGUACGACAAAGAGGAUCAAAGCACUCGAUCCUAGCUUGACCGAUGGUGAGAUCAAGGCGAAAUUAGUAGCCUAUAGUUCUGAUCAGUCCAAUUCGAGUGUAGAGAAAGCUGGUCUCCUGGGAUCGAUGCCGAUGCGGUUGCUCAAGGCGGAUAAGAGUGGCAGGAUGACCGGAGUCAUACUUUCUGAAGCUAUAGCUGAAGACAUCGCCAAAGGAUUAAUACCGUGUUAUGUAGUCGCCACAUUGGGUACCACUGGAAUUUGCGCGUUCGACUGUCUGGAGGAGCUGGGUCCCAUCUGCAACAAAAACAACAUUUGGCUGCACAUCGACGCCGCUUACGCAGGUGCAGCUUUCAUUUUACCAGAGUACAGAUAUUUGAUGGCGGGAGUACAAUACGCGGACUCUUUUGACGUUAACUUGCAUAAGUGGCUCUUAGUGAAUUUCGACUGUUCGGCUCUGUGGGUGAAGAACGCCACUUAUUUGGUGGAUGCGUUCAACGUGGACCGGGUAUACUUAAAGCACAGCUAUCAGAGCCAGGACCCCAAAAUACCGGAUUACAGACAUUGGCAAAUACCUUUGGGCCGGAGGUUCAGAUCAUUGAAAAUGUGGUUUGUGUUGAGAAUGUAUGGUUUGGAGGGCCUACAAGCACAUAUUAAAAAACAGAUUCACUUGGCAGAUAUGUUCGGGAAAUUAGUCAAACAGGACCCGAGGUUUGAAGUCGUCACGGUAACCAUGGGAUUGGUUUGCUUUCGAUUAAAGGGCGAUAACGUCUGGACGAAAAACCUUUACGAGCGACUGAUGGUGAGUGGGCAAAUUUACUUGGUCACGGCCACUGUGGGGUCGAAGCUAGUAAUACGGUUCGUGGUGUGCAGCCGGCUGACCGAGGAGAUUGACGUACAUUUCGCGUGGAACGAGAUAUGUGCGCAGACCGAUCGCGUGGGUAGCGAAUGCGACAUGACGCCUUCGAGCAUUUGUAACGACUUGACAGGAACAUGGCCAAAGGACAAGGACUGCGAACUUACCACCGCCACUACUAUUGUCGUCAAGUCUUUGACCCAAGGAUGAGCUACUUAUAUAUAUGCUAUACUAAUCGUUUUCAUAAUUAUUUACUCUUAUUGGUAUUGUUAUUAUUAUUACUAUUAUUAAUAUUAUUUGUUAUUGUAAUUUAGUUGUGCGUGGAAUCAUAGUGUUAAAACGAGAAACCAAAAAACCAUACUCGGAUCGAAAGUAUAAAUUUGAAUUUUCAAAUAUAGUUUAUCGUGUGUUUAAGCGUUUUGUGCUGGUCAUAAUUUAGGUUUAGUAUAAAGUAACGAAAAUAUUUAAGAAUUAUAUGUCAUAUACAAACAUAAUAUACGCCACUAUCAAGUGAUACCCCAAAAAAUGUGCACUCAACCGUUAUAGUACAAAUUUCAAGCUCCUCUAUAAUGUGAUUGUAUAUAUACUAUUAAAUUAAUGUAUAAAAGUAUAAACGACAAUUUAUUUAUAUGAUCGUUUUUACACGUGGUAGUUUGGUUUUUGGUUUUCUUAUACAAUUAUACGUCCUUUUAAAUUUGUAGAUUUUUAUUGUUAUAAAAUAUAUGAUGUUCUAU